Tachyglossus aculeatus (Australian echidna) is the source of this 813-nucleotide messenger RNA. RefSeq names its product gap junction protein beta 3 (gene GJB3). The record is from RefSeq and is a predicted model, not a curated record. Bases 1 to 813 code for a protein of 270 amino acids. NCBI's taxonomy places the organism in Eukaryota, Metazoa, Chordata, Mammalia, Monotremata, Tachyglossidae. Gene Ontology annotation, biological process: cell communication. Gene Ontology annotation, cellular component: connexin complex. The transcript has a single exon.
AUGGACUGGAAGACGCUCCAGGCCCUCCUGAGCGGCGUCAACAAGUACUCCACCGCCUUCGGCCGCAUCUGGCUGUCGGUGGUCUUUGUCUUCCGGGUGCUGGUGUACGUGGUGGCCGCCGAGCGGGUGUGGGGCGACGAGCAGAAGGACUUCGACUGCAACACAAAGCAGCCGGGCUGCACCAACGUUUGCUAUGACCAUUUCUUCCCCAUCUCCAACAUCCGCCUGUGGGCCCUGCAGCUCAUCUUCGUCACCUGCCCGUCCCUGCUGGUUAUCAUGCACGUGGCCUACAGGGAAGACCGGGAACGCAAACACCGGGAGAAGCACGGGGAGGCGUGCCCCAAGCUCUACUCCAACACGGGCAAGAAGCAUGGGGGGCUGUGGUGGACCUACCUGCUCAGCCUCUUCUCUAAGCUCAUCAUCGAGAUCGUCUUCUUGUACAUCCUGAACAGGCUCUGGUACGGGUUUGACCUGCCCCGCUUGGUUCAGUGUGCCUACGUGGCCCCCUGCCCCAACAUCGUUGACUGCUACAUUGCCCGCCCCUCCGAGAAGAAAGUCUUCACCUACUUCAUGGUGGGCGCCUCAGCCGUCUGCAUCGUCUUGACCGUCUGCGAGAUCGCCUACCUCAUCUUCAAGCGAGUGGUGCGGUGCGCACAGAAGGGAGAGAAGCGGAAAGCCUACCCUGCCCCUUCGGCCAGCAGGGCCUCCACCUGCCGCUGCCCCCACCGGCUGCUAGGCCCAGAGGGGGACCAAGCCGUGACCAAGUCUCCUGAGGGGCUGCGGGCCUCUGCCCCCAACCUGACUCUGAUCUGA